Messenger RNA from Anoplopoma fimbria (sablefish), 2028 nucleotides. It is a transcript of the gene degs2, whose product is annotated as delta(4)-desaturase, sphingolipid 2. The record is from RefSeq and is a predicted model, not a curated record. Bases 38 to 1006 code for a protein of 322 amino acids. Gene Ontology annotation, cellular component: membrane. The transcript has 3 exons. Gene Ontology annotation, molecular function: sphingolipid delta-4 desaturase activity. Gene Ontology annotation, biological process: sphinganine metabolic process; ceramide biosynthetic process. Lineage: Eukaryota; Metazoa; Chordata; Actinopteri; Perciformes; Anoplopomatidae.
CACAGAGCCGGUUGCCUCGGACAGAGGAGGGUUCGUCAUGGGGAAGACAGGUGGAAGAGGAGACUUUGAAUGGGUCUACAAUGACCAGCCGCACACUUCAAGGAGAAAAGAAAUUCUGGCCAAAUAUCCAGAGAUCAAGUCUCUGAUGGGUCCGGAUCCCCAGCUGAAGUGGGUAGUAUCAGGCAUGGUCCUUACCCAGCUCCUGGCCUGCUACCUGGUCCACGACCUCUCCUGGAAAUGGAUCUUCUUCUGGGCUUACGCCUUCGGAGGCUGCAUCAACCACUCCCUGACUCUGGCUAUCCACGACAUCUCUCACAACGUGGCCUUUGGAAACAAGCUGGCAAAGUGGAACCGCUGGUUUGCCAUGUGGGCCAACCUGCCCAUCGGGUUGCCUUACUCCGCCUCCUUUAAGAAGUACCACAUCGACCACCAUCGGUAUCUUGGUGGGGACCAGCUGGAUGUUGACAUCCCUACGGACAUUGAGGGAUGGUUCUUCUGCACCCCGGCCAGGAAGGUCCUCUGGCUCUUCCUCCAGCCCUUCUUCUACGCCAUUCGCCCAUUGGUGGUCAAUCCCAAACCAGUGGGUCAGCUGGAGAUCCUAAACGCAGCUGUUCAGCUCACAGCAGACUUAAUCAUCUUCUAUCUAUGGGGGCUGAAGCCCAUUGUUUACCUCAUUGCAGGUUCUGUCCUGUGUAUGGGACUGCAUCCGAUCUCUGGACAUUUCAUAGCUGAGCAUUACAUGUUCCUGAAAGGACACGAGACAUAUUCCUACUAUGGACCACUGAACCUGAUCACCUUCAACGUUGGGUAUCACAUGGAGCACCAUGACUUCCCGAGCAUACCUGGCAGUAAACUACCUCAGGUAAAGCAAAUUGCAGCAGAGUAUUACGACUCCCUGCCUCAACACACUUCCUGGAUUCGGGUGUUAUGGGACUUUGUGUUCGAUGACAGCAUCGGCCCAUACGCCAGAAUCAAACGGGACUACAAGCUACGCAAGCAGGAAUAGAUCUGUGACUGAUUAUAUUUCCCUUUGAACAGAAUUGUGAAUUUCAGUCGUGAAAUAUGUAUGGACCCCUAUGGAAUAUCUUUAUCAUCAUAUUCCCCUUUGCAGUGUGUAGUUGUUACUGAUAGUAAACGGUCUAAAAUCUUAAAUAAGUCCUGUCCUCGAGUUACUAAAAGGCAAAUGAUUGGGCACAUUUCAGUUGCAUACAUUCAAAGUGCACGUAAAUGGGAAGAUAAUUCAAAUACAGCUAGACGGUUUGUCUGUUGUCGUGAUACUGUGAUGACGUUUCCUUGUAUCCAUAAGGGACUGAAAAGCGAAAAUAAUGAUGAAAAGCUAAUAUUUCAACACAAAGAAAAUCCUCAUUUCUGUAGGAAAAGGACACAUACAUUCUCAUGAGGUUUAACAGAAAUGGCACAAACUCUUUUGUUUCUUGCCUACACACAUUACUGUGCGUCUUCUCAGUUUUUGAAUGUGAAAAUCGAGGCACUCAAAGCCUCUCAGAUUAUUUAAUAUAAUUGACAUCCGUCAAGCAGAACAGUGUGUGGAAAAUAAACAUUGAAACUUACCUUUCAGUAAGAAGAGCCUUUUCUACAGCGACGCCCCGUUCUGCAUGCUCGCACCAUCGUUGUAUUGUAAACGGUUUGAUUACAUCUACAAAGAGUGGACAAAAUAACAGAAACACCUUUUAUAAUGCAAAAAAGUAGUUCUUCAGAAAAUUCCAGUCGGAGCCUCAAAAUGUUUGGUGUUAUUUGUUUUAGUGGUCAUUUUUUCAUGUUGCUCUGCAAGUCUCUUUCAGUCAGCGUUGAGUCUUUUUGUGAACACUGGUCCUACAGCAAAUCAACACUUCUGACGCAUGAAUUUAAAGUCUGUUUAACCAAGAUGGUAUUUACUACAGAGCUAUUGUAUUGUAGGUUGUUUUUGUUAUUUUGUCCACACCCAUAACUUAAUCUUUGUGUUAUAAAUUGAUAAGCAUGAUAUUUGUUGUUUAUAUUUAAAUGACUGUACUAUAAAAAAAAACAGUAAAA